GUUAUAGUUAUAGUUAUAGUUAUAGUUAUAAUACAAUUAAAAUUUUAGCUACAUUUAUAGAAACAUGGUGCAUAAAUGUUGUGUGCCCAAUUGCACAUCAAAUAAAAAUAUUCCAAGGCACCAAUUUCCAAAAGAUGUGCAACGAACAGAAAUAUGGCUUGCAGCAAUAAAAAGAACAGACUUGAUUGGUGUACAAAGGGAAAUAUUAGAUAAGUUAAGAAUUUGCACUAUUCAUUUUUCAAAUGAUAGUAUUUAUAAUUAUACUCAAAGACGAAUUUUAAAAAGUAACGCUAUUCCAUCAUUAUAUUUACCGAGUGAAAUAAAUGACGAUAUUGAAGAACCUAGAAUUAUAAUUAAUUAUGAUGCGUUUGUGCAUAAAUUAUGUGCUUUGCAUCACAUUUUUUAAUCACACCGGAUUUUUUUAUGUUUAUAUCCGACAGUUCGUAGUCUGUUUAAAGUGGGACGGGAAAAUGUUAUGUAAAGCAUUUUUAUAUGUGAAUUACAUUAUAUAUAUAUAUAUAUAAUUUAUAAUUUAGCAAUACAUGUAACACGA
Messenger RNA from Harpegnathos saltator (Jerdon's jumping ant), 553 nucleotides. RefSeq names its product THAP domain-containing protein 1-like. The record is from RefSeq and is a predicted model, not a curated record. The transcript is spliced from 2 exons. NCBI's taxonomy places the organism in Eukaryota, Metazoa, Arthropoda, Insecta, Hymenoptera, Formicidae. Gene Ontology annotation, molecular function: sequence-specific DNA binding. Bases 65 to 406 code for a protein of 113 amino acids.